[Torrubiella] hemipterigena is the source of this 2705-nucleotide messenger RNA. NCBI's taxonomy places the organism in Eukaryota, Fungi, Ascomycota, Sordariomycetes, Hypocreales, Clavicipitaceae. The record is from the annotation of a GenBank genome assembly.
ACCCUGCCCGCCUCCUCAUCCGCGCUCUUUGCUUUUAAUUCGUUCUUUAAGGCCCGUCUUUGUGUUUUCUGUAUUCUUUGCCUCGUGACAUGCGGUAUUCUAUAAUCUAUCUUCACCCCCGAUCUGCUCCUCUUGUGUCUCAGUCGCUUGGUUUCCUCUCUCUUUUACAAUACUGGCCGCCCGCCGCGUGCUCAAUUCCAAAAUACACCCUACGACCCUGAACUGUGAAUAGCUCUAUGGGAAUAGGCCCUUUCUCAAGCUGUCAUCUUCCUCAGCCAUAAAAUCUUCCCAUACCCUACGUUUGCCACCCCGCAGCAUGGGAAAUGCUGAACAUCUACCAUACACAGCCGAGAGCCCGCCUAUCAACCCGCCCAAGGACCGGCGACGAUGGCGGAGCGAACACGGCCUUUCUGCGAGGGCAGAUGCAGAUGCCCUGCUUAGCCCUUCGUCCGUAAAAGCUUCUCUGGCCGACUCAACACCUGCACUCGAAUCUGGAUCUCACUCUUUCCUGGAGCCACGUGGGGAAGCAAUUACACCACCCCGGCGGCCAUCAUCCACACCUUACACAUUUUCAGAUGGAGAAGCAGACCAUGUCGAUACGAUGUCUCAUAUACAAUCUUUCAAUGGCGAAGAAUCAUCAAACCAUGCUCAGCAGCUGGUUCUGGGUCUGGCUGGCUCAUUACGGCCGUCCAGUCCGUCGGAAUCUGACCAUUCUCUCUUCUCGACAGUACCAACCGAAAUACACGAGGCGAUUUUGGAUCAGAUUUUUGGAAAAAACAUACCGCCACAUAUGGCUAGCUCCCUCUGGGCCCCUAGUGUAAACCCAAGCUGGAGCAGCGUGUUACGCAAUGCACGACGAAAAGAGGUUACAGACCUCGCCUUUGUCAACCGGACAUGGAGGGUUCUCGUGCAACAGCGACUUUAUCGACAUAUAAAAGUGAAGGCUACGGUGAAAUCAAUACAAAAUGCCAUACAACACUUUGUUGAACGCCCCAGCCUCGCUAAGUACGUUAAACAUGUGGAAGUAUGGUUUCCCGUCUUUCAAGGUGCAAGGGAUACAUCGAGCAUGUCCGCGGUGGCCAUAUUUGGAGAACGAGAGGCAGGCAAAGCGGCUGACGAUGAAAAUUGCUCUCUUGAAGCCGCCUUUAGGUUCAUUGUCAUCACUCUUCCAAAUGUCAGCAUCGUCACAAUCGAAGGAGGAGAACGCCGAAAAGCACCCAGGAUUCGAUAUUUUGAUAACGAGGCUGACAUUCAUCGUCCCAAAUCCUUGCCAAAGCUGUUUACUCCUCAUACGCUCAUCAUACAGGGCCAGUGGAACAUUUGCCGUAGCCCACAAGACUUUCAGACCAUUUUGGCGGGCUUUCCAAAUCUUGAAGAAUGGCACGGAGCAUACAGCAAAAACAAAUCAAAAAGCUACAUUAGUCUCGCGGAAUUCCUGCCCUUUCUGCCUCAACGGAUCACGUCUGUCCGCUUGUGCUUGGAAACUGAUUAUCGACGAGAAGCAUCCAUGGCCCCGUUUUACGCAAAGGUUACCAACAAAAUUCACAUUUGCGAAGCGGCAGGCAGCAUUGCGAGCCAGUUGGAGAGCUUUGCUUACACUGGGCGAAUGUGUCCAGUCUUCUUCCAAACUGCUAUCAAGUCAAAAGACCCAUCCAAACUCAAGUCGAUUGAUAUUACACUGAAAAACUGCUGCUGCACACCGGAUCUGCUUGUAGAGUCUGGAUCUGGGAUUCAGAACCCCUUCUUUAUAGCUGCCUUUGAGAGACUUGUUCUCGCGGCCAUUGAGACCCUGAAGCGUUUCACAAAGGUUGAAUUUUUUCGCAUACGAUUUAUCGAUCUUGAUGCGGCUCUGCCACCGUUGAAUCCUUUUUUCCUUAUCAAGGACGGCAGAUGUUCUGGGGUCUGGACGGAUCAGAUUGUGGCAGAGGUCCUAACAGCUCGACCGGGCAUCGUCUUUCCCGUUCUAGCAGAACAUUUUGGCCACAUUUCGCAGGCAAAGGACGGGCGAAUGACCAUUUUACCAGAGUGGCCAGAGACGAGAGUGACGUCGCUCAAGAUAUCUAAUUACGAUAAGUUCGCUGCACAUCGAAUGACGAUACACUGAGCCGCCACGCCUCGAGGCAAAAGCAUUACCAUGAGAGGAGCGCUGCACAAAACAUAUUUAUUUUUGACCUUUUAUAUCUGGUGUGAAUCAUUCCCGUCGGCAACGAAUUCGGGCAUAAAGCGAGAAUGCUUUAUUUUAUUUACAGCUUUUGGAUGAUGGAAGGAUACCCCGAGAACGGCGUUGUAGGGCGGACGCGGUUUAGCGAUGUGCCGUGCACCCAAUUUUUGAUUUUGGAAGAUGGUUUAUUCAUUAAAUAAAAGUAAAGCGUAGAGUAAAAUUACAACCAUUUUUUGACAUGACUAUUUUGGUGACCACUUAUUCGGCGUGCAGCUUCGGUACUGCCGUGGACGCAGAGCCAGCAAUACCAUCGCUGACAAUGAUGCCGAGAAUCCAGCAGUUGGCAAGGAAGAAGGCGAGCGUUGCAAGCCAUAGACCGGGGAAGAAUGUACUAUUGCCGAGGAAUUCGAGUUCGAAGCCUUGCUGAAGCCAUGCUCCUUGUGUAACAAUCCAUAUAACCAGGGCAGAGAUGCCGAGCGCAGGGCGCUUAAGUAGCGAAGAGCCUGGCAGAUAUAGGGGCAAAAAGAUCAUAUACCAAAGGAAG